UGGUGGACUGUAGUUGUUAUGAUGGAGCUGCCUCACACAGGGAGGAGGGCAGACUUUUAUUUUUCUUCGCAGACGAGCACAGUUGAGCACAAAAACAAACUUGAACCAGACGAGCUGUGGGUCAACACACGCGCCUGUGUGCUCGCAUGAAGCGGAGACGCUGAAAACGUUGAACUGAAGAGAUUUCAUUUUAUUUUUUAUUUUUCCAUUGUUGAAAAAAAAAAAAGGGGAAGGGCUCUGCCAAGAAAAAAACAACCAUUUGGAUAUUAAGUUAUGCGUCAGUGAGUGCGCACUUUACGCACAGGGCGCACCUGAAACUUUGAGAUGUGCAAGCGAGCGUCUGUUGUUGUUGUUGUCCGUGGUUCAGGUUUGACCUCCUGUGUUGGUGUCAGCUCUUCAGGACUCACCGUGACCAUGUGUCGUGGUUAAGAAACUUAGACGCGCACUCAAAGCCAAGAGGAGGAACGCCUGAGGCAGCAUGGGGGCCAAGCAGAGCAGCCCCGUAUUUGAUGGCAGAACUCGGGCUUAUUCCAGCUCCGAUCUCCCAUCCAGCAACUCCAGCGGCGGGGAGAGGAUCGCGGGGUUCAGGUACACGAAUGGACCCGAUGGCCCCAGGAUCCGUUACACGGGUGGAGGGCCCACCAGCUCGGGGCUCAGCAUACCAGCCGGCGGCAGGUCGGGGUCGCACGUACUCAAUCAGAGUCUGGAUGGCACUGAUGGGGACGAUGAGGGCCAGCUGCCUCCCGAGGGCCACAGGCUGCUUAUAGGUUCCUUACCGGCUCACCUGUCCCCUCACCUGUUGGGAGGCUUCCACUGCCCCGUCUGCUCCAAGUUUAUGGAGUCGGAUGAAAUAGAGAAGCACCUGCUCAUGUGUUUCAGCAAAACACGCCUCACCUACAACAAGGACAUCCUGUCCAGAGACUCUGGGGAAUGUGCCAUCUGUUUAGAGGAGCUGGAGCAGGGAGACACCAUUGCCAGACUGCCCUGCCUCUGUAUCUACCAUAAAGGGUGUAUAGAUGAGUGGUUCGAGGUGAAUCGCUCGUGUCCGGAGCAUCCUGCCGACUAGGAGCUGCAGGAGUACAGUUUCAAUCAGCUGUACAUCUGUGUGGCCCAACUUGUGACUCCAACCUCAUCCCAACACUGUCUGUUUGAGCCGAGCAUCAGCUCCUCAGGGAUUGUUAGUCGUUAUUGUGUGCAACAUUUUUCAUAUUGCCUCACGGAACCGUGACGGACUUGAUGGACUUUGGAUAUGUUUCUCUCAACGUCCGUGUGACGUUCAAAGUAAGAACCACUGGUGGAGUCAUGUUUCCAUUAAUAUGUGAAUGUUCCUGAUGCCACCUGCUGGCCUAAAGAGGGGUCACGGAGCUGAACUGGUGAGCUGCGAGGACUUGAAGAUCAUGGUGGAAGAGUUUCUGUUCAGCAGAGAUCUGGAUCAGUGCCUGUUCAAAGACUUGAUCAGAUGGCUGAAGGCUGAUUGUUGUGCAAUGUGAAAAACAGCCAUAGAGAAUUAAAGAAAUGCCAAUAUCAGCUUUAAGGGAUGAUUACAGUGUUGAUUGUAGUUAGGAAAUAAAUCUUUAUUUUAUUGCUAAAUUGGCUAUCACUACUGUCUGUUCAACAAUCAUGUGCCCUAGACCAAAUAGUCUAACAUAGUGGGACUUUGUUAAUCAUUUGGCCGUUCAGAACCACAGUAAUGUGAUUGUGUUGUCAAAUUAAGGUUAGAUAUAUAUAACGAUGAUUCACACACUCUCCAAGGAGUGCCAUAAUAUGCUGCUAUGUCAUAGACUGGAAAUCUUUCCUUUAACCUUUGAGCCUUGGUUCAUUGUAUUUUGUAUUUGUACUGUAAUGGAUUGCACAACAAUAAAUGUUUUGUCUUCGUGUC
Hippoglossus stenolepis (Pacific halibut) is the source of this 1879-nucleotide messenger RNA. Its product is annotated as E3 ubiquitin-protein ligase ZNRF2. Bases 479 to 1066 code for a protein of 195 amino acids. The record is from RefSeq and is a predicted model, not a curated record. The transcript is spliced from 4 exons. Lineage: Eukaryota; Metazoa; Chordata; Actinopteri; Pleuronectiformes; Pleuronectidae.